Drosophila mauritiana is the source of this 2920-nucleotide messenger RNA. Its product is annotated as traB domain-containing protein. The transcript has 5 exons. NCBI's taxonomy places the organism in Eukaryota, Metazoa, Arthropoda, Insecta, Diptera, Drosophilidae. The coding region runs from base 346 to 1944 and encodes 532 amino acids. The record is from RefSeq and is a predicted model, not a curated record.
UAAUUGCGUUUCAAGCAUUAAGCAACACUGGUCGACGCUAGCAAGAAGAAUUUAAUCACAAUUUAAUUUCUUUAGUUUUUUGGGUUUUUAUUUAAAUUAAGAGCACGCACCGAAUCAAAAACGCAAUCAGCGCCAAUCGAAUUGAGUUUUCAAUCAGCAGACAGUCGUCAAUUAAGGCCUCUGCCAAUGUGCCCCAAACAUCCAGCAGUGCAACAACACCCACACUAAAAACAAAUUUUCAGUUCUUCGCCAGAUGUUCAAACGUCGCCUCGCCAGCAACCGAAACCGAAUUUCCACUAGCAACCGAUUCUUCCAGGCCUUCAACUGACCCCACUGAACCCGAUUAUGGACGUAUCCGCCUCCACAUCGUUUGAAUCCUCGCCGGACAAGAGAAACAGCACCUACGUGGGCGACAACACUUUCUAUGACAGCGCCCUGGAUCACCAGCUGUCCACCACGGCCUACAAGUCGUGCAAUGAGAGCCUUAUCAGUGAACUCAGCCAGAAUCCUCUUGGCCACUCGAACUCGGCCAACAAGACAGCCAGUGCUGAAUUCGGCAAUGAAUCCGCUGCAUUCAAGACCCUCGGAUCCCCGGCAGCUUUCAACAAUGCCACGCCAGCGCUCAAUGCCAGCAUGCUGCUGAUUCAGUCGGAGAGCACGGACACAAAUACCUCGCAGGAGGAGGUGGACCCCAAGUCACAACUGGCCAACAAGACAAUAUUCAAGACGGAUAAUCCCAACCUGUCAAUUAUAGAAAUUAACGAUAACUCGAUUAAGGAGGAGGACCUCGAGAAGGUGGUGCUGGUCGAGGGCGACAGUGUAAAGAAUCUUUUGAAGAAGUCGCCCAGCAAGGAGACUUCGGCAAACGCUGACAAGAGACGCCGCAAAGAAUCGCUGCUGCACACGAGCAAACAAAAAUUGGACAUUUCCAUCGCUGAAGCUUCGGCAGCCGCCGAUGGCCAUAGCGAGAAGCGGGAUCUGGUGCCGGUCAUCGAUCAGCCGCAGACCAAGCGCGAAAUCACAAUCUACGAUACCAUUGAGGAGUUCGAACAGAAUCUGCCGUCGACGGUGACGCUGUUGAACACGCCCUUCGGCAGCAAGGUAUAUCUUGUGGGCACGGCCCACUUCAGCGAGGAGUCGCAGGAUGACGUCUCUUAUGUCAUUCGCAAUGUCCGUCCAGAUGUGGUAAUGGUGGAGUUGUGUCCAUCGCGCAUACACAUCCUUAAGCUCGAUGAGAAGACCCUGCUGGAGGAAGCCAAAAGCAUCAAUAUUCCCAAGAUUCGCGGAAUCCUGCACACGCACGGCUACAUCAACGGCAUCUUUUUCAUCCUACUGCUGCAGAUGAGCGCUCAAAUCGCCAAGGACCUGGGCAUGGCGCCCGGUGGCGAGUUUCGUCGUGCCUUCGAGGAGAUUCACAAGCUACCCGGUUGCAUCUUACAUCUGGGCGAUCGCCCAAUCCGCAUCACACUUUACCGCGCUCUGCGCGCUUUGUCCAUGUGGCAGACCAUGAAACUGGUGUGGCGCCUUACCUUCACGGACAGCAUCAGCAUUGAGGAGGUAGAGGAAUGCAAGCAGAGCGAUCUGCUAGAGAAGCUGAUGCAGGAGAUGGCCGGCGAGUUUCCUGCCUUUUCGGAUGUGUUUGUGCGCGAGCGCGACGUUUUCCUUUGCCACUCUCUGCAACUGGCUGCGCUGCCUCAGGCGGCGCCAGGUGGCCAACAGGUCCGUCCGGUACGUGUGGUCGGAGUGGUGGGCAUCGGCCACGCCAACGGAAUUGCCAAGAUGUGGGGCACCGUCGAUCCGAAGAAGAUUCCGGCCAUUCUCGAAAUACCGCCAGCCAGCCUGGGACAACGCGUCUGCAAGUACACGCUGAAGUACGGCCUAAUUGGCCUCGGAUGCUACGGUGCCUUCCGUUUCUUCCGGCCCCGCCUGACCCGUUUCUUUUAGAUGGACUGUGGACCAAGUAUGAGGCGACUGUGUACCCUGUGUCUGCUAUGUUAAUGAUUUUGUUAUUAGUGACUAACGAAUCCCUGCGCUGAUUUACCAUUUUUGGAGUGCGCUGCUGAAGCGAAUUAGUUUUAUUUUUCAAUGAUGUUUUGAUAGACUCGUUUAUAUACGAAAUAUAUCCAUGGAUGUAUAUACAUACAAACCAAACAGGAAAGACCACAACACAUAAUCUUAGUUUUAAAACACCCAACACCAAUUUCAAAGAAAUCAAUUGGUUUUUAAGAUGGGACGCUGUUCCCUCUGAUGGAUUUUAUCAUUCCCAUUUAUCAGUUUGAUGAUUGAUUCCAAAUUAAAAACAAGUAGUAGAGUCGUAGAGAACCUAACACAUUGUUAUUGUUGACUAAAAAGAACCACAUGUAUAUGAUACCAAAUUUUGCAUAGUUAAGGCAUCGUACCGUAUUCCAUGUUGUAUGUACAAGGUUUCCUAGCAGGCCUGGCUUGUGUUGAGCUCGAGAAUGCAGAAUGCAAUGUAAAUUCCAAUAACUACUACAUAUAGAACCCGCCUCAGCAUUUGCAUUACUUCAUCUUCCAGUUCUACUCAUAGAUGUUGUUCAUUCCGUAGCGAAAAUCCAAACGUUAGCCUAGUACUCUGUAGAAAUGUGUUAUAAUGCUAGAAAAAAAGAGGAAUUUUACAAAACGAAAACCGAAACAUACCAACCCUACAUGUACUUUACUAACUAUACUAUACUAUAUACUAUAUCUGAGCGUUGUAAACGUAAACAUGUUUUAAAAGUGCGAGUAGCAAGCGAACUAAAAACCGAAAAUCAAUCUGUAAAUGUAUCUUGUAGCUGCGUAGGUUUGCUAAUCCGUACGUGGUGUUAUGUAGCAUUUAGAAUAGAACUAACUUACCACCCGAAGCGAACGAGCCUUUGUUUGCAACUGACUCAAAUAAAUGUACUAUAUGUAUUCCAGUCGA